Colletotrichum truncatum is the source of this 504-nucleotide messenger RNA. RefSeq names its product acetyltransferase protein. The record is from RefSeq and is a predicted model, not a curated record. NCBI's taxonomy places the organism in Eukaryota, Fungi, Ascomycota, Sordariomycetes, Glomerellales, Glomerellaceae. Gene Ontology annotation, molecular function: acyltransferase activity, transferring groups other than amino-acyl groups.
AUGGUCUUUCACGAAAUGCAGACAGAUCCUGUUCUUGAAAUCAAAGACUUGUCUAUAUCAAGGGCUACUCAUACGGAUAUUCCAGUCAUUCAAGCCAUAGUCAACAGGGCGUAUGCCAAGUAUAUCGACCGCAUUGGUAGACCACCAGCCCCUAUGACAGCCAAUUACACCGAGCUGCUCACUGCUCACAAUGUAUUUGUCUUGAAGCUUACUUCGACUAACGAUAUCGUGGGCUCCAUUAUCUUAAGCCAGGACGCCGGCGCCAAUUCAAUCAAAAUCAAUAACUUAGUAGUCGAUACAGUAGCGCAGGGCCGUGGCUACGGAGGUCUGCUUAUGCGUUAUGCUGAAGCUUUCGCAGAAGCGAAGGGCAGAACAUCGCUGACGCUUUUUACAAAUGUCAAAAUGUAUGAGAAUGUGGCACUCUACCAAAAAAUGGGCUUUGUCGAGACGGAGAGGAAGACUGAAAACGGGUAUGAGCGGGUAUACUUUCGUAAAGACUUGUGA